Messenger RNA from Rhizopus microsporus ATCC 52813, 921 nucleotides. RefSeq lists its product as uncharacterized. Bases 1 to 921 code for a protein of 306 amino acids. Lineage: Eukaryota; Fungi; Mucoromycota; Mucoromycetes; Mucorales; Rhizopodaceae. The record is from RefSeq and is a predicted model, not a curated record. The transcript has a single exon.
AUGCUGCAUAACCUUUCUAUUUGCGGUACAAUACGUGACAACGGUAUCCUUUCUGGAACUGCUGGUGUGUUCUUUGGCCGCAGUUACGCCGUUUUGGAGCUCAAGAAGUAUUCUAUUGCCUCCUUGACUCACAAAGUUCAUUGGCAAUACUCUUCUGUUGCUACUUUCACUGUCGAUUCUGUUAAACGUAACUUUGAAGUGCUUGUAUAUGCUCAUUGGCGCUUCAUGCUCCUUUAUUGCCGAUCUUGUCACAGUCCAUCUCACGCAGCUGUCGACUGCCCUGUCAAAUUGCGUAUUGCCAUCUGUUAUCUCUGCAAUGAGAUCGAAUAUAUGUCUAAUGGCCGUCCUCGUAAGAACUCUUAUGUCAGUUCUACUGCAUCCAAUAAGAAGGCCUGUAAGUCACCUGUUGCCACACAGGUUUUUCUUUAUGACAGUCAGACUAAGAAACCAGUAGUGAGAAGCGCCUCUACCCAGCCUUCACCGGCUGCUCACCCUACUCCGGUCAACUCUAAGAUUGAUCUUCCUCAGUCAACCUCUGAUGUUUCUGCUGUUUCGACUGCAGCAGCCACUGGUCCUUCCCCUGCCUCAAUUCGAUCUUCUGCACGCUAUCCUCCUCAUCAGACAAGGCCUCAGAUCACUGCUGCUUUAAUCUCUUCUGAAGAUACUCCAGUCGUUUCAGAAAAAGCCUGCUCCGCCUGUAAUCAAACUGGCCAUCCAUCUAAGAGAAGCAAUCAAUGUCAUUUGAAUGCCAGGAAUAAAAUUCCUGUUUUUAGUUCUGAGGCUGUUGAGAGUGAAUCAAUGGAACUUGAUAAUGAUGAUGCCUCCCAUCACCAAGAUGCUCCCUCUAAUGUUGAUCCUGCGUCAGCCGUUGGCUUUCGUAAUAACCAAUCGGGUAUUUCUGGAUACCCUAACCAUCAAUAA